AUGAGUCUGAUAUUCAAACGAGAUGCUUCGUUCUUUGGCAAUUUGGGAGACAGCGUCUCGAAAAUAGUGCCGAAACCGCACCGGUUUUUCAAGGUGACCAAACCGUUUGGCUUCGAAAAGCCUCCAGUGCACUUGAGAGACCUACCGCGAAAGAAAUGGCUCACAAAAGAAAACCUCAACGUGCCCAAGAGAAUCUGGGAUUUCUACUUCGACGGGAUCACAAGACGAACGCGAGUCGACAAGAUCCAGAAAGAGCUCGCGUACGGAGGCAUGUACGACUUCCAUGUGUACAUGAAGACCAAGGGCCGGCUGUUUGAGGCUCCUAUGUCGUAUUUCAAGAGAGACAAGUCGCUUUUUUUCCCUAAUUUCCAGGCUCGCACGCUGCGCGAGCAGAACGUCGAACUGAUGGACGUGCUCAAACAGGCCAAGGUGACGGUGCUCAAGGUGUACUCUGCCGACUCGGGCAAAGAGAUGGUGGCCGACUACUUCAAGAUCCCCAACUCGGACGACAGCUACCUGUCCAAGACAGGCAUCGACGAAUUCCACAAGACGUUCCCACAAUCGCAGAUCGUGGAGCUGUUGCUGAGCGAGAAGUGGUCGAACCAUUUCGUCCACACAUACGUGACCCCACGCAAGCUCAGAGCCGAGAUCCCAGACUCGCAGCACGACAAAUUUCUUGUUGCGCUCCGAGACGCGGUUCUGUCGCGCGAGGACCGCGAAAAACUGCUCAUGACAAACACAUAUGCCGGAUACGUGUAUCUGAUCGACGACUCGUUCCGGAUCCGCUGGGUCGGGUGCGGCCAGCCGGAGGAGAAAGAGGUCCAGGGGCUGUGGAAAGCGCUCAAAGGACUGGAGAAAGAGACCGGGCGCAAACUGGUCAAAACUAGAUAA
Messenger RNA from Ogataea angusta, 891 nucleotides. RefSeq lists its product as uncharacterized. Lineage: Eukaryota; Fungi; Ascomycota; Pichiomycetes; Pichiales; Pichiaceae. The record is from RefSeq and is a predicted model, not a curated record. The coding region runs from base 1 to 891 and encodes 296 amino acids. Gene Ontology annotation, cellular component: mitochondrial inner membrane. The transcript has a single exon. Gene Ontology annotation, biological process: mitochondrial proton-transporting ATP synthase complex assembly.